Molecule: messenger RNA, 1530 nt
Organism: Guillardia theta CCMP2712
Lineage: Eukaryota; Cryptophyceae; Pyrenomonadales; Geminigeraceae
Exons: 5
Coding region: 1-1530 (509 amino acids)
Source: RefSeq, a predicted model, not a curated record
AUGGGUUACUCAUUGAUGGCGAAACAGAAGAGGCUAACUCAGAAGCCUGUUGUGGAGAGGCCGGACAUCGCAGUCAGCAUCGUUGGCUUCUUCAUGCUCUAUGGAGUCAUCCGAUUCUGGAUCAUGUGGGCCAGUGCUUUUCAUGGCCUGAACCUGCUGCAGAAGUACGACUCUCGUGCUCCCGACUACUGGCAGAAGCAGAAGAGACCUCUUGGUUCCCUGGACUUCAAUGCGGUCUGGCAUGCAGUCAUUGUUCCCAACUACAAGGAACCGCUCGUGAAGCUCAGGCAGACGCUGGACACUAUUGCCUAUCAGUCCAUCGCCAAGCAGAUUGUGGUCUGCAUGGCCAUGGAGGCCCGAGACCCCAAGGCAAAGGAGACGGCUGAAAUCCUCCAGCAGGAGUACGCCCAUAAGCUGGGAGGUCUUUGCUAUGCCAUCCAUGAAGUCAAGGAAGGAGAAGUCGCCGGCAAGUCGUCCAACGAGAACUGGGCGGCACGAUGCGUCAAGAAGCUGAUGGUGGACAGGAUGCGUAUCAACCCCGACUACAUCGUGAUCACAACGUGCGAUGCUGAUACGUUCUUCCAUCCGAAUCAGUUUGCCUGCCUCACUCAUCACUUCAUCUGUGACGGGGACAAUCGUUAUCAUCGGUUCUACAUCCCAGUGACCAACUUCAUGCCAAAUGUCUGUCACGUCCCGGGGAUCUGCUCCACGAGGUAUACAGUGCUGAGCAUCGGACGUAUGGCGGAACUCGGCUGUCCCAUCUCAAACCCUUUUCCCCUCGCCAUCUACUCGCUUCCGCUGAGGUUGGCAGAGCGUGCCUGCUACUGGGACCCUUCAGUCAUUCCCGAGGACUGGCACAUGUACUUCCGCUGCGUGUUUGCCGAUCAUGGGAAGGUGGCGUGCACAAGGAUGAUGAUCACAGUCGGGACGGAGGCAGUAGAGGGGAAGGGCUACCUCGACACGGUCAAGGAAUGCUACGACCAGUCGGUCAGGUGGCAAUGGGGAGCCGUCGACUUCGGCUACCUUCUGGUCCAGAGCGUGUGUAAUUGGAAGGUGCCGCUAGCCAAGAGGAUCUCGCUGCUCUUCACGGCCUACGACCAUCAUCUGCUGGUGGUUGUGAUGUGCGUGGCGCUGAUCACAGCUCCCUUCCUCUACGGAAAGAUCCCUGUUCUGUUCAACCUCGACUUCAUCACCGGGCAGCAGGACCUUGUCGCCCUCAAGGAUGUCAUGAUCUGGACUUGGGUGGUGCACUGUAUCUUCCACUACAUCUUCAUGUGCUUUUCCGACUACUCUCUCCGCACUUCAGUCCUCAAGGAUCGGCUCUACUUCGACGUUUCGCCCAAUCACAUGGGAGUUUUCUCGAGAGCUCUGCAGCUGCUCUUGUUCCCUUUCGCUGAUUUCUUCUUGUUUGUGGUCCCCACCAUCCACGCGCACACCAAGUUGUUCAUCUCUUCCAGCUUUAACUAUGUCCCUUCCGCCAAGAUGGGAUGCAGACUAACAGGAGGAUCGAAAGCAGAUGACAAAGUUUGA